Molecule: messenger RNA, 3056 nt
Organism: Oryctolagus cuniculus (rabbit)
Lineage: Eukaryota; Metazoa; Chordata; Mammalia; Lagomorpha; Leporidae
Source: RefSeq, a predicted model, not a curated record
CGCUGUGGCUCCCAGGAGGUGAUGGACACCUUUCUCCUGCACAGGGAGGGCUCGGGCACCCCUCCCCAGCAUCUGCGUGUCCCAGGCCAGGAAAUAGCUGCUCAGGCCACGUUCAUGCUGGGUCCUGUGACCUCAGCCCACAGAGGGACCUACAGGUGCUAUAGUGCCCACAACACUGACCCCUACCUGUGGUCAUGGCCCAGUGACCCCCUGAAGGUCGAGGUGUCAGGUGAGGACCCCAGCCCUCCCGGUCAUCCUGGUCAGUGCAGGGCUGUCCCCAGGAGAGGGCUGGCCUGGGGGAGGGACCUGGGGGUGGUCACCAGGGAGUGGGUAACAGCAGAAGACUCCAAACACAGGGACCAAGUCACCCUCUGUGGCGCUGGGGGCUGGAUGGUUCUGCUGGUAGGGGUCCUCCCCCUGAGCCUGAAUGGUCAGGCUGAGGCAGAGGGGGUGCUGGGCCCAGCCUGGGAGAGGAGGCAGCGGGCUGAGUGGGGAGCAUGGCAGCCCCAGUCCUCACCGCCUGUCCCCACCCCAGGAGGCCCUGAGGGUCAGCCGCUCACAACCAUGGAGCCCGCCCCACUGAGCGGAGAGUGGGGGGCUGUCCUAGGAGGAGGGGCUCCGCUGUGCCUGACCUUGAGGUGCGGAGGCCUCUCUCUGCACCUGCUUCUCCACCCACCCAAGGAGGAGCAGCCUGGAGCACCUGGGGAGGGUGCACACACUGGGGAGCUCCUCCUGCCAGCAGCUCCCUGGUCUUUUGGGAGUGCGGGCCUUAGGAGCUGCAGUUUGUGGGCUCCAAACCAGGUGUGGAGCUGGCCGCCUGCUGCCCCAGGCUGUGGGCUCACUGAGGAAUGGGGAAGGCCUGGGUGGGGACUCCUUCGGGUCCAGGUCCCUGGGGAGAGGGGAGGGGUGGCCGUGUGGGCUGUGAGGUGGCGGCGGCUCAGGGGGUGAAUGCAGAGACCCAGCGUGUGCCUGGGGCACAGCAGUGCUCAGUGCACGGUGCUGUUUCCCACUCACAAGGGCACCUGGAAGCAGGGGCGCCCUCCCUGCCCUGCGCCUCAGGUCAGAACUGGCAGAGCCAGGCCCAGUCCUGCACAAGUUCUGUGCCCUCAGUCGGGGGAGGGGUGGGGACCUGCAGGUGCAAUGGCUCCCAAGCCCCGCCCCCUGUGACAACCCUCAGGGAGGUCUGGGCCCCUUAUUCUCCUGAAGAGCAGCUCAGUGGAGGAGCAGCAGUGGAGCGUUUGUUCCUGUGGGGACUCCUUCCCCCGACCCUGGUUGGGCUCUGAUUUCCUGACAAAGUUCCCAUCAGCCCAGAGGGAAGGGAAAUCUCACUUCCUGGCUUCCCGAUCCCUGGGCAGCCUGGCCUGUUUCAGUAUGCGCACGUCUGUAGCUGCGUCCCUGCACAGUGCCCACUGUGAUGUGUGCUGUCUGUGUCCAUGUUCACUGUGAGUUGUGUCCCUGAGCUUGUAACUACCGAUAGUCACCGAGGUCUACACUGUGACCUGGUUGUUCCAGGUCUUCUCACUCAGGAAUACUGAUUGUGGAACACAGUGGAGCACCACCGCUUAGUAAACACGUGUGUGUGUGUGUGUGUGUGUGUGUGUGUGUGUGUCCCAUGGUGGCUGUGUCAAGAUAAUGAAGACUUAGUUGACCACAGAUAAAGAGGGUGGAGCAGCAGGUGCACAGGCUGAGGUGUGGGGGAGGGGAGGCUGCCCUGGACGUUGCCCCUCUGUGUCUCUGACACUCAGGAGCCCCUGAUGGCCCCCGCCAGCCGUGGGCCCGGGUCCUCAGUGCUGAGUGCAUGGGGAGGGCGGGGUCUCCUCCUCCUCACCGUCCCGUCCCUGUUCUCAGGAGGACCGGAGCCCAGCAGCCCCUUGCACCCCCAGUCAGGCUCCCCCGCUGGUGAGUGAGCUACAGGCUGGACUCAGGGCUCAGGCUGCUGCGGGGAGGUGGACUCCUGUGUUACUGGGUCUGGCCAGCCUAGGUGACCCCUCCAUGCCCAGCCCCAGCCCCAGCGCCCCAGGACCACACCCUGGAGAACCUCAUCCGCAUGGGCGUGGCGGGCUUGGUCCUGCUGGGCCUCGGGCUUCUGCUGGCGGAGGCUUGGUACAGCCACAAGAGGACCCGGACUGCAGGCCGGCAGUGACCUGGAGAGAGGACAGCGCUGGGUCACAGAGACCGAGCCCUGGAUGCGGGUUGGGUGGGGAGCAUGAGCACAGUGGGGAACCGUCUUCCGGGGUUUGGUUACGGGAGCUGUCUGGGGGCAGCAGGGGCUCUUCCUCUAUCCAGCUGUGGACUUCUCUGCCCUGAGGUGGGAGAGCGCCCCCUGCAGACCAAAUGUGGAUCCGCACCAUGUGCGCCUCCUGCUUUGCUCUUUCUUCAUGGAGACAUUAGCUCUGUACAUUCUGGUGAAUGCACUUCCCAGUGCGCAUGCGUGAGAAUCCGAAUUUCAGCAAAGAACCAGGAGUUUGCUCCAUGUAACAGAAUAAACGAGCAAAAUCAGAUUUCAGGGUGGGCGAGGUCCAUCCAUCUGGGGAGUGAACUUUCUCUCUCUCUCUCAGACUGUAUCUAGCUUUGUAACUUUCAAAUAAAUAAAAUAUAUGUUUUUAAAAAGUUAAUGGUGUACAACAUUGGGAAUGUACUACAAGUCAGCAAACUAUACACUUUAAAGAGCUGGUUUUAUGUCAUGUGAAUUUGAGCUCAAUAAAGAAGGAAACCUGCUUCCUCGAAAUUACCAUCCAAUCCAACAGUUCCUCUCCUGCACAUAUAACCACAGGGAUUGAAGCAGGAACCCAAGCAGGUGUUUGCAUCCACGGGUUCAGAGCAGCCUCAUUCACAUGAGCCCAAAGAUGCCAGCAACCAGAAUAAGCCCAACAGGUGAGUGCGUCCACAACAGGCGGUGUUUGUAGACACGGCUGAUACUCUCCUGUUAGAAAAGAAGGAGGGUCUGGAUAAUCAUGGAGAAACCCUGAAGAUAUGACAAUACAGAAAUCAGCCGGUAUCACAAAGACACCAUGGUCUGAUUCUGCUCUGAGAGGUGCCCGGGGGUGCAGAUUCAG